AUGGCGAUCCAAGCUCAGACAUAUGAAAAUCACACUUCGCCUCCAGUGGCCAAGACUCGUGAUGGCACGACGGUCAAGACCUUGAUAGAUAUCCUGGCUGCUGCGUCUCAAACAGACACCGGAGUAAAUUUCUACACAUCGCCCGGCGAAUCGAUCCGCUUCAGCUACAGACAGCUGCUCGCAGACGCAGCAGACAAAGCACGCUUGCUGCACAAGACCCCUGGGUUAACGGACCGGAGAGUCGUCCUCAUACACUUCGACAACCAUGUCGACAAUAUCACCUGGUUCUGGGCGGCCGUCCAGGCAGGCCUGUUGCCGGCCAUGUCCACUCCGCUGUCCGCGAAUGCCCAGCAGCGUCAGCAGCACUUGCGCCAUCUCACGACUCUGCUCGACAAUCCUUUGAUUGUGACUUCGGAGCGUCUCACCAAGCGCUUUCCCGAACUCAAGCUGCCGUCCACGCUUGAAAUAGAGUCUCUGCAGCACAGUGCCAACGGCACCAGCGACGGUGUAACAAACGGAACCCUUCCUCAGCGCGCACCGUCUCAGGGCGAUGAGCCCGCCGUGCUGAUGCUCACCUCCGGCAGCACCGGCAAUGCCAAAGCCGUGCCGCUGACCGUCCCUCAAAUGGUCGCUUCCGUCCGCGGCAAAGGCAAGGCCUGCAACACGACCGCCAAGUCGGUCUUUCUCAAUUGGAUCGGACUGGACCAUGUGGCCAACUUGCUCGAGAUUCAUCUCCAUGCCAUGUUUCACGGAGCCGAACAGGUGCAGGUGCAGGCCAACGAUGUGAUCUCCGAUCCACUGCUCUUCUUGAAUCUCAUCCACAAGCACCGCGUCUCCCACUCGUUCGCUCCCAACUUCUUUCUGGCGCUCCUGAGCAAGAGACUGGCGGCGGCGGACCCGUCAGAUCCGGUCUUUUCAAUUGACCUGUCCUGUCUUCAGGGCAUUGUAACUGGCGGCGAGGCAAACGUGGUGGAAACCGCAAAGACAGUCACGGAACAAUUGAACCGUCUCGGUGCCCAGGGCCAGGUGUUCCGCAUUGGAUACGGUUUAACGGAGGUAUGCGCUGCCCUCACAUAUGGCAUGUUCGAUCCCGAGUAUGAGGACAGAGAAAAACACGAAUUCGCCUCGAUUGGCAGGCCUAUCGACGAGGUCAGAGUCCGCGUCCAGACAUUCGAAGGGAUGCCUGCAGAGCCAUACCAAGUCGGCGACCUGCACCUGUCCGGUGACGUCGUAUUCAAAGGUUAUUAUCGCGACUUUGACGCAACCGCCAAGUCGUUCACCAAGGACGGCUGGUUCAUCACCGGAGACAGGGGAUACGUCGACUCUUCGGGAAAGCUCAACCUCGUCGGACGGAACAAAGAAAUUCUCAUCAUCAACGGGGUCAACUAUUCGCCACAGGAUAUCGAGAAUGCUUUGGAGUCGGCCAAUCUUCCCGGAGUGGUGUCGUCGUACUUUGCAACCUUCUCCCACAGGCCCAAAGGUAGCGACACAGAGGGAUACUGUAUCGUCUACAGCCCGCAGAACACCUUUGAGGAUCCCCAGGUCCGCGACCGGAUUGCCGAGUCGAUCGCAAGAACCGCAAGUGCUGUGCCUGGAGUUCGUCCAGACUGGGUGAUCCCCCUGCCCGUAGCCCGUCUGGAGAAAUCGUCUCUCGGUAAACUGUCUCGAACCAAGCUGAAGAGGGAGUUUGACACUGGCGCCUUCAACGACGUGAUGAUUCGAAGCAAGGCACCAAUUCAAACGUACCAUCACACGGCGCGUGUGCCCCCAGUCACUCAGACAGAGAAAGAGAUCGUCGAUGCCCUGAGCGAAAUGCUCGAAAUGCCUGCCGAUAUCAUCUCGGUGGAUCGGACUAUUUUUGAACUGGGGGUGACAUCGAUCAGCCUCUUCCGCUUUGAGCAACUGCUGCGCAAACGGUUCGAUAUCGCCGCGGGUGUGUCCAUCAUCACAUUCCUCAACAGUCCAGUGAUUCGAAACAUCGCGAAUGCAAUCGAUAACGCCAAUUCCAACCAGUACAACCCCGUCGCGCAGCUGCAGGCGCGUGGUGACAAGACCCCACUCUGGCUGGUCCAUCCAGCCUCGGGCAAUGUCCUGGCUUUCCUUCCGCUAUCGCGCACCAUGGUGGAUCGUCCCCUGUACGCGCUGACGGCGCGAGGGCUCAGCAGCAAUGAGCCGUUGUUUUCCAGCAUCGCCGAGAUGGCAGAUACGUACUUCCAGCAUGUGAAGCGCGUUCAGCCCCAUGGGCCGUACGCAUUGACCGGCUAUUCGCUGGGUACGACGGUGGCAUACGAGCUGGCCAAGCGGCUUGAAGCCAACGGCGACGAAGUGGCAUUCUGCGGCGCGCUGGAUUCUCCGCCACACAUUAUCCCCCUGGUCGGGCAUCUGGACUGGACGGCCGCUGCGGUUCGGGUGACCUACUUCCUCGAAUUGAUUGCCCAAGAUGACAUUCCCAAGUAUGAGGAGCAACUGCGGGGGCUGCCGCAGAUCGACGUCGUGAAACGGCUUCUGGAGUUGUCCCGACCUGAGCAACUCGCGAAGCUCAAGCUGACCCCGGAGCAGCUCAUGGCGAUUGUCCAUGUGACAGACAAUUUUGGAAAAAUGGGCAAGAAAUACGAGCCCAAGGGCAAGAUCAAGAAGAUGGAUGUCUUCUAUUGCACGCCACUGCAUUCGGUGUGCCUGAGCAAGGAGAAGUGGGUGAGCGACCAGCUGGCGAAGUGGCAGGACUUCUCGCGCGAGCCGAUCGAGUUCAUCGAGUGCGAGGGCGACCACGCGGACAUGCUCAACUCUACUGACUCCGUCGAGCUGCUGUAUCUCCGCCGGCCAACCUCCAAUGGCUCCGUGUGCCUGACAACUCUCACCUCGUACCCUCGGGCCCCUCCAGUGCAGGUAGCUCAUGCUCCUCUCGGCCGCCGGUCCUCUUCCAAGACCGCUGCCCCGCUGCAAGUCCAACUUUGUUGGUCCAAUCCCCCUCGCUGCGUUAUUGGCGUGUCGAAGCCUGUCGACUGCCCAUCGAGGGGCAUCGUCCCGGACCGUUCGCGUGCUCGCUUCUCCUCCCAGAUCGUCCACACCAUCCCGUUGGCGACUACCGGGAUCAAGAUGGUGGGAAAGAAGAUCGAUGGCACCGCGAUUGCCAAGGAUAUCCGGGAGAGGCUGAAGGGGGAGAUACAAAAGCUACAGGAGACCAAUCCGCGGUUCAAGCCCAACUUGGUCAUCUUCCAAGUUGGUGACAGAUCCGAUUCAAGUAUACUUCCCACCUCUACGACUUCCACCGGACAAUGUACUGACGCAAUGCAGGCACAUAUCAUUGUCAAGUUCCCCGAGUCGAUCACCCAGGCGGAGAUUAUCCAAGAAAUCACCAAGGCAAACAAUGACCCUGCCGUGCACGGAAUCCUCGUCCAACUGCCUCUCCCUGAACAUAUCUCCGAACACGCAGUGACAUCUGCUGUCGCCGACGAGAAGGAUGUCGACGGGUUUGGCGCGGUCAACAUUGGCGAACUUGCCAAGCGAGGCGGUCGCCCUCUGUUCGUGCCUUGCACCCCUCAAGGUGUUAUGGAGCUCCUGCGGAUUCUCAAGCGCGCAGAUAUCCUCGUGGCUGCGAUUGGAAAGCCGGAGUUUGUCAGGGGUGAGCAGCUGAAACCGGGCGUUGUUGUCAUUGAUGUUGGUAUCAAUUAUGUUCCGGACGCUUCCAAGAAGUCUGGCCACAGGCUUGUGGGCGACGUCCACUUCGACUCUGCGGUCGAAGUCGCGUCCCAAAUCACUCCUGUCCCUGGCGGUGUUGGUCCCAUGACCGUGGCUAUGCUUCUUCAGAACGUUGUCAACGCUGCCAAGGCCUACUUUGACAGGCAGAAGAACAGGCAUAUCGUGCCGCUGCCUCUGAAGCUGACCAAGCCUGUUCCAUCUGACAUUGCUAUUUCUCGUUCACAGCGUCCAAAGCCUAUCACUGCCCUUGCGGCGGAGAUUGGUAUUGAGGCCCAUGAGCUGGAACCUUACGGCCACACCAAGGCCAAGGUGAGCCUGAGCGUUCUGGAUCGUUUGGCUCAUCGCCGCAAUGGACGGUACAUUCUAGUCACUGGGAUCACUCCCACCCCUCUGGGAGAGGGAAAGUCCACUACCACGAUAGGUCUCACCCAGGCUCUGGGGGCGCAUCUGGGCAGGAUCGCUUUCGCCAAUGUCAGGCAGCCCAGCCAAGGCCCAACCUUCGGUAUUAAGGGAGGCGCUGCAGGAGGUGGAUACAGCCAGGUCAUUCCUAUGGAUGAAUUCAACCUUCAUCUGACUGGCGAUAUUCAUGCCAUUACUGCCGCCAACAACCUCUUGGCGGCGGCUAUUGACACUCGCAUGUUCCACGAAGCUACGCAAAAGGAUGGCCCUCUCUACAAGCGGCUGGUGCCCACCAAGAAUGGAAAGCGGGAAUUCCAGCCCGUUAUGUUCCGACGGCUGAAGAAACUGGGCAUCGACAAGACCAACCCGGAUGACCUUACGGAGGAGGAAAUUCGUCGCUUUGCUCGGUUAGAUAUCGACCCCGACACGAUUACCUGGCGUCGUGUGUUGGACGUCAACGACCGACACCUUCGCGGAAUCACUAUCGGCCAGGCUCCCACCGAGAAGGGUCUGACUCGCGAGACGGCUUUCGAUAUCUCCGUGGCGAGUGAGUGCAUGGCCAUUCUGGCUCUGAGCAACGACCUCGCCGACAUGCGGGAACGACUGGGACGGAUGGUGAUUGCGACGUCGAAGAAUGGCGACCCCGUCACCUGCGAUGACAUUGGUGUUGGUGGGGCUCUGACGGCUCUCAUGAAGGACGCUAUCAAGCCCAACCUGAUGCAGACUCUGGAGGGGACUCCGGUCUUUGUCCACGCUGGUCCGUUCGCGAACAUCAGUAUCGGCGCCAACUCGGUGGUGGCCGACAAGCUUGCGUUGAAGCUUGCUGGUACCGAACCCGACGAGGACCACGACGCCAAGACGGGAUUUGUGGUGACGGAAGCUGGCUUCGAUUUCACCAUGGGUGGCGAGCGCUUCUUCAACAUCAAGUGCCGAUCUUCCGGCCUUGUUCCCGACACGGUGGUCGUGGUCGCGACGGUCCGGGCGUUGAAGGUGCACGGUGGCGGGCCCGAAAUCUCGCCUGGUGCACCGCUGCCUGACGUCUACCGGACGGAAAACUUGGAGAUUCUGCGCAAGGGCUGCGUGAAUCUGCGCAAGCACAUUGAGAAUGCCAAGCAAUACGGCAUCCCCGUCGUGGUCGCGAUCAACAAGUUCGACACGGACACCGAUGCCGAGAUUGCACUGAUCCGCGAAGAGGCCAUCGCGGCGGGCGCGGAGGACGCCGUCCCGGCUAACCACUGGGCGGAAGGCGGAGCUGGAGCGGUUGACUUGGCGAAGAGCGUGAUUGCGGCGAGCUCCAAGCCCAAAGACUUCAAGCUGCUGUACGAUCUCGACGGGACGGUGCAGGAACGCAUUGACCGGAUCGCCAAGGCCAUGUACGGGGCGGACAAGGUGGAGUUCAGCGAGCUGGCGCAGAAGAAGGUGGACACGUACACGAAGCAAGGCUUCGGAAACCUGCCCAUCUGCAUUGCCAAGACGCAGUACUCGCUCAGCCACGAUCCAGCCCUCAAGGGAGCUCCUACGGGCUUCACGGUGCCCAUCCGCGACGUGAGGUUGGCCGUGGGAGCAGGAUAUCUCUACGCCCUUGCUGCUGACAUUCAGACCAUUCCCGGUCUGCCCACAGCACCGGGAUACCUCAACGUGGACGUGGACCCCGAGACGGGAGAGAUCGAUGGACUGUUUUAG
Rasamsonia emersonii CBS 393.64 is the source of this 5781-nucleotide messenger RNA. Its product is annotated as C1 tetrahydrofolate synthase. Gene Ontology annotation, biological process: tetrahydrofolate interconversion; biosynthetic process. The transcript has 8 exons. The coding region runs from base 1 to 5781 and encodes 1926 amino acids. Gene Ontology annotation, cellular component: cytosol. Gene Ontology annotation, molecular function: methenyltetrahydrofolate cyclohydrolase activity; methylenetetrahydrofolate dehydrogenase (NADP+) activity; ATP binding. The record is from RefSeq and is a predicted model, not a curated record. NCBI's taxonomy places the organism in Eukaryota, Fungi, Ascomycota, Eurotiomycetes, Eurotiales, Trichocomaceae.